CCUUAUUGCUUAAUUGUAAAAGGGAAUAGGUCAAAGAAAAAUUCAACAGCUCAGAGAAACCCCCUGAUCCGAGCCAUACAUUUACAUGAAUAAUGGUUCCUGCUAAAGUCUGACAGGAACCGACAGUCUGGUCCAGUGAAAUCACUUGAUGCUUUCCCCCGGCACAGGAGCACUGUGGAGAGGAAGGAUUCACAGAUCAGUUGUUGUGGGAAUGUCACCCACACCAAACAUCUCAUCCAAUGACCCAGCCAUGGACCGUCCACCUUUAGUGCCCCAUGUGUAAAUACACAUCCCUAAGAGACACACCGUGAGACUGGUUUUCACAAGACCACAAUGAACUGCCUCCAGCACAUCAAGGAGACUGCUGAGUACAUGUCCAGUUACUCACGAACACUGGAGGACAUGUCACAACUCUACGCUGAGGUAGGGAUAUCUUUGCUCUGACUAAACACUCACAAAAUUAACUCAAAAUACUGUAGAAAUGCUCAAUUUGAUUUUCAGAUCAUUUGAAGGACAAGCACAGAUACACUACCGUCCCAUCUUGAAGCUGGAAGACCACAACCGUUUCUAUGCGCUACUAGAGAUCUAUGCGGGAGUGAAACAUUACCUGAAGUAAAUCUGUGGAGCACUCGUUUCACCUCCUGGUGAACGGGCAGUUUGAGGACGUCCAUCGCUGAGAGCUGGAGGUACGGCAAGCAGUCAGCCAAUCAGUCCCAGCGGAUUAAGCUGAUCCAGUCCUACAGUGGCUUCCUGGAUUACUUCAUCUGGUGUGGGGGGAGAAAAAAAGUCCACCGUCUGCAUCACUGAUGCUGGAAUUUUACAACGAUCACGAGGGAGCUGUGAAGGUUCUGAAUGACUAUGCCUAUGACAACAGUUUGCCUCCCCAAUGCCCAUGUCUACCUCUACCGGUACAUGAAGAAAUGCAACCACCCAUCAAAUAAACUGCUCAGUGCUCAAGCCUUAGGUCCUGCAUACAUUGGUCCCAAGUCACGAGUUAAUGCUGGAAUACAGUUCUCUUCUGCUACAGUCCGUGUCUUAUCUACGGGAUCGGUGUCCCUCCACUGCGACAGUUGAGCUAACGUGCACUAAUGUGAUUAGCAUAACAUUAGAGAGUGAUCUUCAGAAGGCUCUAGGUGUUGUUCUGGAUCUCCUGGACUUAUCCAGUUGGAGGAGAAACUUGAAUGUCUGGAACCAUUUGAUGACCAUCGUGAAGAGGCUGAGGCCCAGAAAACAAUGGCUGAAGAUUGUUGCAGAGGAGUUGGUGAACAGAAUAGACUGGUGGCUAGCAAUGCACUUCACAACAUUCCAGGCCAGGAGAGACUUGGCAGUGAAUGGGGUGCUACUGGAAGUGAAGUGCUUUGUGCUUGGAGCCUUUUGUCCUCGCUAUGCCUUCAUGUACCGUGGUGUAGGUAAGGACACCCAAAAAGAAGUUACUUCCGAGGCGCAGAAGACUAAAAGGUCAGAGAAGGAUAAGGAAUCCAAGACGGCUAAGGCUCAGAAGAGAAUGCGGAAAGAAAGCUCACUUUGAGAAAGCGUCUCGGAACGCUGCUGGGCGCAUCGGCGAGAACCGAAACCUUUCAAAAAUACGUGAAAACCUUCUACCAUUGCCUGAUCAUGGCAGACAUAACCUCCUCAUGCGGUCAUCGGGUCAUACUCUCUCCCCUUCCAUGACAGCUGCUCCAACUACACCCCCUCACUGCAGGCCUCACUCUCCUUGCAUUGCUUUACUUCUCAAGUUCUACAAUUGUCCACCAGGGAGGGCUCACACGAUGGCUAAGUUUUGAGUCGUUCUGAAUGCUGCUGAGCCAGUAACUGAGAGCUGUGUUCACUGUGGUAGUUCGUAGGGAAAAAAGGAGGCUGGGUAUGCUGCAGUAUUAAGUCUAGGACAUGGUACACAGCUCUCCCAAUGGGUAGAUCGCAGCCAACAUGUAUGAGUAGCUCACCAAGCAAUUCUGAAAGUACAUGCAUGUUUUUCAUGUGUUCCCAUCGCAAACUUUCAUAAACAAGCUCCUGGCUACUAUUCAACAAAAACCACAUUGACAUUACCCUACCCCUGGUUAGCCACUAUUAGCUUAAAAAGCCCAAAUUAACACUAAAUCUGCCAAUUUAUUUCUGGCAAUAUAUCCAUUUGCCUCAGUCUGUCUGCUUGGUACGUGCAUUUGUCUAUCACUCAGUAUGCUGCCAGUUAGCCGUGCUAGUAAUGAUAACCAUCUUGUGGGUAGACAGACUUCCUGCAAAAACUCAAUUAAAUGGUAACUGCAAAGCAGGCUUGCCUGACAGAAAGAUAUGAUUAUUUUUAUCAAUUGGGUGGCCAUCCUUUUGCAAACGCUGCCAUGACGUGCUGCAGCCGUAGGCCUAACAAACAUCACUACACUGACACAUUCCCCACUUUCUGAAUGCGCAAUUAAAGGGGAGUUGCACAUGAAAAUUGAAAUUUAUUUUUUAUUUUUCAGACUUCAAUUGCUCUUCUUUAAAUUCUGAAAUUUCCUUCCCCAAUUACAUUUUCUGUCAAGAUAGAACUGCUGAAGGGGGUGGAGUUGCUAUCUACUGUAGAGAGAGCCUGCAAAGUUCUGUCAUUACUAUCCAGGUCUGUGCCCAAACAGUUCGAGCUUCUACUUUUAAAAAUCCAUCUUGCCAGAAAUGAGUCCCUCACUUUUGCUGCUUGUUAUAGACCCCUCCUCAGCUCCCAGCUGUGCCCUGGACACCAUAUGUGAAUUGAUUGCCCCCAUUUAUCGUCAGAGUUCGUACUGUUAGGUGACCUAAACUGGGAUAUGCUUAACACCCCGGCCGUCCUACAAUCUAAGUUAGAUGCCCUCAAUCUCACACAAAUGAUCAAGGAACCUACCAGGUACAACCCAAAAUCCGUAAACAUUGGCACCCUCAUAGAUAUCAUUCUGACCAACUUGCCCUCUAAAUACACCUUUGCUGUUUUCAACCAGGAUCUCAGCGAUCAGUGCCUUGUUGCCUGCGUCCGUUCUGAUUCAAACGACCACCUCUCAUCACUGUCAAACGCUCCCUAAAACACUUCUGCGAGCAGGCCUUUCUAAUCGACCUGAUCUGGGUAUCCUGGAAGGAUAUUGACCUCAUCCCGUCAGUAGAGGAUGCCUGGUUAUUCUUUAAAAGUGCUUUCCUCACCAUCUUAAAUAAUCAUGCCCAUUUCAGAAAGGCUAGCUUUUUCAAACAGAGAUUUGCAUCCUGCAGCACGAAUUCCAAAAACUUUUGGGACACUGUAAAGUCCAUGAAAAAUAAGAGCACCUGCUCCUAGCUGCCCACUGCACUGAGGCUAGGAAACACUGUCACCGCCGAUAAAUCCAAGAUAAUUGAGAAUUUCAAUAAGCAUUUCUCUAUGGCUGGCCAUGCUUCCGCCUGGCUACCCUGGCCAACAGCUCUGCACUCCCUGCAGCAACUGGCCCAAGCCCACCCCUGCUUCUCCUUCACCCAAAUUCAGACAGCUGAUGUUGUGAUAGAGCUGCGAAAUCUGGAUCCUUACAAAUCAGCUGGGCUAGACAAUCUGGACUCUCUCUUCCUAAAAUGAUCCGCCUCCAUCGUUGCAUCGUUGUUAUUAGUCUGUUCAACCUUUAUUUCGUAUCAUCUGAGAAUCCUAAAGAUUGGAAAGUGGCCGCGGUCAUCCCCUUCUUCAAAGGGAGAGACACUCUAGACCCAAACUGUUACAGACCUAUAUCCAUCCUGCCCUGCCUUUCUAAAGUCUUCGAAAGCUAAGUGUACUAACAGAUCACCAACCAUUUCGAAUCCCACCGUACCUUCUCCACUAUGCAAUCCGGUUUCUGAGCUGGUCACGGGUCCAUCUCAGCCACACUCAAGGUCCUAAACGAUAUCAUAACCGCCAUCGAUAAAAUACAGUACUGUGCAGCCAUCUUCAUCGAUCUGGCCGAGACUUUCGACUCUGUCAAUCACCGCAUUCUUAUCGGCAGACUCAAGAGCCUUUGCUUUUCAAAUGACUGCCUCGCCUGGUUCACCCACCACUUCUCAGAGUUCAGUGUGUCAAAUCGGAGGGCCUGUUGUCCGGACCUCUGGCAGUCUCUAUGGGGGUGCCACAGGGUUCAAUUCCCGGGCCGACUCUUUUCUCUAUAUAUCAAUGAUGUCGCUCUUGCUGCGGAUGAUAAUUUGAUCCACCUCUACGUAGACGACACCAUUCUGUAUACAUCUGGCCCUUCUUUGGACACUGUCAAACUCCCAAACGUGCUUCAAUGCCAUACAACACUCCUUCCGUGGCCUCCAACUGCUCUUAAAUGCAAGUAAAACUAAAUGCAUGCUCUUCGCCUGCCCGCCCGACUAGCAUCACUACUCUGGACAGUUCUGACUUAGAAUAUGUGGACAACUAUGAAUACCUAGGUGUCUGGUUAGACUGUAAACUCUCCUUCCAGACUCAUAUUAAGCAUCGCCAAUCCAAAAUUAAAUCUAGAAUUGGCUUCCUAUUUCGCAACAAAGCCUCCUUCACUCAUGCUGCCAAACAUACCCCCGUAAAACUGACUAUCCUACCGAUCCUUGACUUUGGCAAUGUCAUUUACAAAAUAGCCUCCAACACUCUACUCAGCAAACUGGAUGUAGUCCAUCACCGUGCCAUCCGUUUUGUCACCAAAGCCCCAUAUACUACCCACCACUGCGACCUGUAGGCUCUCGUUGGCUGGUCCUCGCUACAUACUCGUCGCAAACCCGCUGGCUCCAGGUCAUCUAUAAGUCUUUUCUUGGUAAAGCCCCGCCUUCUCAGCUCACUGGUCACCAUAGCAACACCCACCUGUAGCAAGUGCUCCAGCAGGUAUAUUUCACUGGUCAUCCCCAAAGCGAACACCUCCUUUGGCCGCCUUUCCUUACAGUUCUCUGCUGCCAAUGACUGGAAUGAAUUGCAAAAAUCACUGAAGUUGGAGACUUAUCUCCCUCUCUAACUUUAAGCAUCAGCUGUCAGAGCAGCUUACCGAUCGCUGCAGCUGUACACAGCCCAUCUGUAAAUGGCCCAUCCAACUACCUACCUCAUCCCAUGUUUUUGUUUUUCUGGUCUUUUGCACACCAGUAUUUCUACUUGCACAUCCUCAUCUGCACAUCUAUAACUCCAGUGUUAAUUGGUAAAUUGUAAUUACUUUUCCACUAUUGGCCUAUUUAUUGCCUUACCUCCUUACUUCAUUUACACACACUGUAUACAGAUUUUUUUUAUUGUGUUAUUGACACUACGUUUGUUUAUCCCGUAUCUUGGCCAGGUCGCAGUUGUAAAUGAGAACUUGUUCUCAACUGGCCUACCUGGUUAAAUAAAGGUGAAAUCAAAAAAUGUAAAAGCAUUGACAUGGAUUCAGAACAUAAUUUUAUUGUUGGUCCUCUAUCAAUAAUUGUAAUAUUAUGAGUAGAAAAAUAGAGAAACAGAACAAAAUUCCCCAAAAUACAAAAUAAUUUAAUGGGGCCCCUUAGAUGUGUUUUUUCACCAUUAUUUUUAACAGGUAUAUUGACAGAAAACACAUCUCAUGUACACCAAGGACUGGGAGCAGAGAAGCAUGUGCCUAUUUGAAAGCAACAUUUUAGAUAUUUUUUUUAAAGGAGCUGGUGCUAGAAAAGGUUGGAGACCUGUGGCCUCAACUGAACCUCUGAUUCAUGGAAAACUCAGCUGCAUUCAUGUGGAGGCAACAUGUUGGAAUUUACUCACCUUUUGGGACGCCAAAGAGCAGCAUCAUAAGACGCAAAAGACAAUGCAAUGAUACAGAGAGAAAAAAAAGUACAUUUCUGUGAACUGCUGUUGCGAUUCUUCUGCCAAGUUCAUGCUGACACCACAAACAACAUUCUACAUCACACACACACAGGCGGAACGCAAGUCUGAUUACUGUACACCCCUCCAGCUGCUCGAUGCAGGAUAACAGCUCAGUUUCACAGGCCAAGCGUACGCAUGCUGCCUGGGAACAGAGAACAGUGGGCCCAGCUUUAUCAUGAUUAAGGAUGACAUCAUCCACUCAUGUUUGUUGUCACAACCUGCGAUGGAGCCUUUUGUUCCUGAACAACUACAGUUGAAGUCAGAAGUUUACAUACACCAAAAUAUAUUUAAAAUCUGUUUUUCAGAAUUCCUGACAUUUAAUCCUAGUAAACAUUCCCUGUCUUAGUUCAGUUAGGAUCAUCACUUUAUUUUAAGAAUGUGAAAUGUCAGUAUAAUAGUAGAGAGAAUUAUUAUUUCAGCUUGUAUUUCUUUAUACAUGUUCCCAGUGGGUCAGAAGUUUACAUACACUGAAUUAGUAUUUGGUAGCAUUGCCUUUAAAUUGUUUAACUUGGGUCAAACGUUUCAGGUAGCCUUCCACAAGCUUCCCACAAUAAGUUGGGUGAAUUUUGGCCCAUUCCUCCUGACAGAGCUGGUGUAACUGAGUCAGGUUUGUAGGUCUCCUUGCUCGCACACAUUUUUCAGUUCUGCCCACAAAUUUUCUAUAGGAUUGAGGUCAGGGCUUUGUGAUGGCCACUUCAAUAUCUUGACUUAGUUGUCCUUAAGCCAUUUUGCCACAACUUUGGUAUGAUUGGGUUCAUUGUCCAUUUGGAAGAUACAUUUGCGACCAAGCUUUAGCUUCCUGUCUGAUGUCUUGGGAUGUUGCUUCAAUAUAUCCACAUAAUUUUCUUUCCUCACGAUUCCAUCUAUUUUCUGAAGUGCACCAGUCCCUCCUGCAUCGACGCACCCCCACAACAUGAUGAUGCCACCCCCGUGCUUCACGGUUGGGAUGGUGUUCUUCAGCUUGCAAGCAUCCCCCUUUUUCCUCCAAACAUAACGAUGGUCAUUAUGGCCAAAUAGUUCUAUAUUUAUUUCAUCAGACCAGAGGAUAUUUCUCCAUAAAAUACCAUCUUUGUCCCUAUGUGCAGUUGCAAACUGUAAAGAUACUUUUGUACCUGUUUCCUUCAGCAUCUUCACAAGGUCUUUGCUGUUGUUCUGGGAUUGAUUUGAACUUUUCGCACCAAAGUACAUUCAUCUCUCGGAGACAGAACGCGUCUCCUUCCUGAGCGGUAUGACUGCUGCAUGUUCCCAUGGUGUUUUUACUUGCGUACUGUUGUUUGUACAGAUGAACGUGGUACCUUCAGGCGUUUGGAAAUUGCUCCCAAGGAUGAACCAGACUUGUGGAGGUCUACAAUUUUCUUUCUGAGGUCUUGGCUGAUUUAUUUAGAUUUUCCCAUGAUGUCAUGCAAAGAAGAACUGAGUUUGAAGGUAGGCCUUGAAAUACAUCCACAGGUAACCCUCCAAUUGACUCAAAUUAUGUCAAUUAGCCUAUCAGAAGCAUCUAAAGCCAUGACAUCAUUUUCUGGAAUUUUCCAAGCUAUUUAAAGGAUAGUCAAUUUAGUGUAUCUGACCCACUGUAAUUGUGAUACAGGGAAUUAUAAGUGAAAUAAUCUGUCUGUAAACAAUUGUUGGAAAAAUGACUUGUCAUGCACAAAGUAGUCCUAACCGACUUGCCAAAACUAUAGUUUGUUAACAAGACAUUUGUGAAGUGGUUGAAACACUUAGGUUGGAGUCAUUAAAACUUGUUUAUGUAAACUUCAGACUUCAACUUUAACUGUGCUUAAUGCCCUGUCCUAUUCAAUUUCAGGGAGUUACAGGAUAAAAAUACUCUGAUACUUUACUGUAAGGGGAGAGUGACUUGAUUGUUUAAAUUUGAACGGUUGUACCUGAUUCAUUGCUGUAGUCUGUGUGCCUGUGGAAUGGCAAAUGUGACUACUGUAUUUUGUACUGUUUGUUACUGAAUAAACACUUUCGAUUAGUUGGCUGAAAAAAUAUUGCCUAAAUGAAUAUAGUUUAUAAUUAAUGACUCUGAAGCUUAAGUAUUUUUGUUUCACCCAUGUAACUUUAUCAAAUCAAUUUGUAUUAGUCACAUGCGCCGAAUUUAACAGGUGUAGACCUUACUGUGAAAUGCUUACUUACAAGCCCCUAACCAACAAUUCAGUUAAAAAAAAUAUGGUUAAGAAUAAGAAAUUAAAUUAAUAAGUAAUUAAAGAGUAGCAGUAAAUUAACAAUAGCGAGACUAUAUACAGGGGGUUCCGGUACAGAGUCAAUGUGCCGGGACACUGGUUGGUUGAGGUAGUAUGUACAUGAAGGUUGAGUUAUUAAACUUACUAUGCAUAGAUGAUAACAACAGAGAAUAGCAGUGGUGUAAAAGGGGGAGGGCAAUGCAAAUAGUCUGGGUAGCAAUUUGAUUAGGAGUCUUAUGGCUUGGGGGUAGAAGCUGUUUAGAAGCCUCUUGGACCUAGACUUUGUCCUCCGGUACCACUAGCCGUGUGGUAGCAGAGAGAACAGCCUAUGACUGGGGUGGCUGGAGUCUGAUCAUUUUUAGGGCCUUCCUCUGACACCGCCUGGUAUAGAGGUCUUGGAUGGCAGGAAGCAUGGCCUCAGUGAUGUACUGGGCCGUUUGCACUACCCUCUGUAAUGCCUUGCGGUUGGAGGUCGAGCAGUUGCCAUACCAGGAAGUGGUGCAACCAGUCAGGAUGCUCUCGAUGCUGCAGCUGUAGAACCUUUUGAGGAUCUGAGGACCCAUGCCAAAUCUUUUCAGUCUCCUGAGGGGGAAUAGGUUUUGUCGUGCCCUCUUCACAACUGUCUUGGUGUGCUUGGACCACGUUAGUUUGUUGGUGAUGUGGACACCAAGGAACUUGACGCUCUCAACCUGCUCCACUGUAGCCCCGCUGAUGAGAAUGGGGGAGUGCUCGGUCCUCUUAUUCCUGUAGUCCACAAUCAUCUCCUUUGUCUUGAUCACGUUGAGGGAGAGGUUGUUGUCCUGGCACCACACGGCCAGAUCUCUGACCUCCCUAUAGGCUGUCUCGUCGUUGUCGGUGAUCAGGCCUAACCCUGUUGUGUCAUCUGCAAACUUAAUGAUGGUGUUUGAGUUGUGCCUGGCCGUGCAGUCAUGAGUGAACAGGAAGUACAGGAGGGGACUGACCACGCAUCCCUGAGGGGCCCCUGUGUUGAGAAUCAGUGUGGUGGAUGUGUUGUUACCUACCCUUACCACCUGGGGCUGGCCUGUCAGGAAUUCCAGGAUCCAGUUGCAGAGGGAGGUGUUUAGUCCCAGGGUCCUUAGCUAUCUGAUGAACUUUGAGGGCGCUAUGGUUUUGAACGCUGAGCUGUAGUCAAUGAAUAGCAUUCUCACAUAGGUGUUCCUUCUGUCCAGGUGGGAAAGGGCGUGUGGAGUGCAAUAGAGAUUUGGGGAGGUAUGCAAAUUGAAGUGGGUCUAGGGUUUCUGGGAUAAUGGUGUUGAUGUGAGCUAUGAUCAGCCUUUCAAACUUUGGUCUGAUAACUUUAGUCUGAUAAUAUAAGUUUGUGUUCAAUAUAAUGCGUUUGUUAUUCAAUAUUUGAUAUCUGGGUAGAACAAUAUUUAUGUCCUGAAUGAAUUUACCGUAAUUCACCCAUAGGGAAAUUACAUUAAUUCAUUUAAUUGAGCUCAAAUGGCUAGAGAACUGUGUUUGUGCGUGUGUGUGAAAUGCAACUGUUGCCCAUUUAUAUUUCUAGUCUUGUAUAUCAAAGAACGUCCAUGAGUGUAGUCUUAAAACGUAGUGACAUCGUAUUUCAAGUGGACUAUCUUCAUCUUCCACUUGAAAUUCAAACUCAUGUUUCGGUUGCUACAUGUUUUGUAAAAAUGCUCCCUGGAACGUCCAAAGCCCCCCACCACACCUCACUCCUCCUAUGUCUGGUGUUUUAUUAAGGCUACUUGAAUAAUGUACUUUUAUUCCAUUGGAAUUCAUUUUUCUGUCACUGUCAUUCUCUUUCGUGGGUGUUAAAGGACGCUUCCCUACACAUGCUCUACUCUGUCAUUCUCAUGGUCUAACGUCUCAGGGGCUUGCUCCAGGUUGGGCCCCGUGCCAAUUUAAUAAACAUAAGUGCUUGUAAUGA
Oncorhynchus nerka (sockeye salmon) is the source of this 9844-nucleotide messenger RNA. RefSeq names its product TATA box-binding protein-associated factor RNA polymerase I subunit A-like. Gene Ontology annotation, cellular component: RNA polymerase I transcription regulator complex. Lineage: Eukaryota; Metazoa; Chordata; Actinopteri; Salmoniformes; Salmonidae. Bases 998 to 1528 code for a protein of 176 amino acids. The transcript is spliced from 10 exons. The record is from RefSeq and is a predicted model, not a curated record. Gene Ontology annotation, biological process: transcription by RNA polymerase I.